Messenger RNA from Ctenopharyngodon idella (grass carp), 5663 nucleotides. RefSeq names its product Fanconi anemia group M protein-like. The transcript is spliced from 23 exons. Gene Ontology annotation, biological process: replication fork reversal; double-strand break repair via synthesis-dependent strand annealing; interstrand cross-link repair. Bases 259 to 5421 code for a protein of 1720 amino acids. Lineage: Eukaryota; Metazoa; Chordata; Actinopteri; Cypriniformes; Xenocyprididae. The record is from RefSeq and is a predicted model, not a curated record. Gene Ontology annotation, molecular function: ATP binding; 3'-5' DNA helicase activity; four-way junction helicase activity.
GAACAUCGCCCGCGCAUGCGCACUUCCACUCUCGGUGACGUAAACCGGACGCGCGCCACAUUCGAUCAGCCGUUUCAUUUGUUCUCUUGUGUUUAUGUUUGUUUAGAAGAUGAAAACGUGAAUAUGUUUCAGGUAUGAGCGUUUAAUGUGUUUGAUUUGAGCGCCGAGUAGCGGAAGGAGAUGCGGUAUGUUUGAUUCGACCGCGUUUGUUUAUAAAUAUUCGCUGAUGAUGAUGAUGGUUAUGAUGAUGGUUCUACAAUGAGCUCCAAUCAGAGGACGUUAUUCCAGUCAUGGGGCUGCAGCGUGCCUCACAGAGACCAGAGCAAAACUACCUCAGACCGGAGGAAAACCACCUCAAACCGAAGCAAAACUACCUCGGAUCAGAGAAAACGCACCAAACCCACCGUGAGCGCCUCCGAGCAGCCGGACAGCAGGAGUCUGUGGGGUGAGACCACAGCAGCUCCUCAGCAUGAUGAAGCUGAUGAUGAAGAUGAUGAUGACGUCAUGCUGGUGGCCGUGUUCGAGGCCGAGCGCUCGCUGCAGGCCGGUCCCGAGCCGGGAUUCGACCCCUCUGCGGGCCGGGUCUGGAUCUACCCCACCAACUACCCCGUCCGGCAGUACCAGCUGCAGAUCUGCGAGGCGGCGCUGCUGAGGAACACGCUGGUCUGUCUGCCCACCGGCCUGGGCAAGACCUUCAUCGCCGCCGUCCUCAUGUACAACUACUACCGCUGGUUCCCCGCGGGCAAGAUCGUCUUCAUGGCUCCCACCAAACCGCUGGUGGCGCAGCAGAUCCAGGCCUGUUACGGGGUCAUGGGGAUCCCGCAGCAGCACAUGGCCGAGCUCACAGGCUCGACGGCGGCGCAGCAGCGGCGAGAGCUCUGGCGGUCCAGGCGCGUCUUCUUCUUGACUCCUCAGGUGAUGGUGAACGAUCUGUCCCGUAACACCUGCCCGGCCGCUCAGGUCAAGUGUGUGGUCAUCGACGAGGCCCACAAGGCCACCGGGAAUCACGCCUACUGUCAGGUGGUUCGGGAGCUGCGCAACCAAACGCAGCAUUUUCGUGUUUUGGCUCUCAGCGCCACACCUGGAGGAGACGUCAAGGCGGUGCAGCAGGUGAUCUCCAACCUGCUGAUCUCUCACAUCGAGCUGCGCUCAGAAGACAGUCCCGACGUCCAGACGCACGUCCAUCAGCGCAGCCUGGAGAAGAUCGUCGUCCCGCUGGGAGAGUCGCUCACUCGCUAUCAGACGCAGUACCUGCAGGUUUUAGAGAAGUUUACGUCCCGUCUGACCCAGAUGAGGCUGUUGAAUCACCGUGACCUCCGCUCCCUCACAAAGUACCAGAUCAUUCUGGCCCGAGAACAGUUCAGACGCAACCCACCGCCACACGUCCAGGGGCCUCAGCAGGGGCCGAUCGAGGGUGAUUUCGCCCUCUGCAUCAGUCUAUAUCACGGCUAUGAGCUACUGCAGCAGAUGGGCGUCAGAUCGCUCUUCCUCUUCAUUCAGAACAUCUUCUCUGGACCCAAAGAGUCGUCUCGAAUGAAGAACGAGCUUCAGAGGUGUCCAGUCUUCAUGGAUCUCUACAGGGAAAUGGAGACCAUGUUUGCCACAUCCAGCCGAGGGCCUCAAGAGCCGUACGUCUACAGUCACCCCAAACUACAGAAACUGGACGAGGUGGUGCUGCGGCACUUUCAGACGUGGGCCGAGAGCUCAGAGUCGAAAGCCUCCACUGAGGUCAGCACACGCGUCAUGAUCUUCUCGUCCUUCCGGGAGAGCGUGCAGGAGAUCGCAGAGAUGCUGAACCGCCACCAGCCGCUGGUCAGGGUCAUGACCUUCAUGGGUCAGGCGUCCGCCGGGAAAGGGGUUCGAGGGUUCACGCAGAAGGAACAGCUGGAGGUUGUGCGUCGGUUCCGUGAGGGCGGCUUCAACACGCUGGUGUCCACGUGUGUCGGCGAGGAGGGUCUGGACAUCGGUGAGGUGGAUCUCAUCGUGUGUUUUGAUGCUCAGAAGAGUCCCAUCCGCCUGGUCCAGCGCAUGGGCCGCACGGGACGCCGGCGACAGGGACGAAUCGUGGUCAUACUGGCCGAGGGCCGAGAGGAACGAACGUAUAACCAGAGCCAGAGCAACCGGCGCAGCAUAAACAAGAGCAUCAUGGGAAACAAGCACAGUUUCCAGAUGUUUCCUCACAGUCCCAGAAUGCUGCCGGCGGGCGUCACUCCGACACUGCACAAGAUGCACAUCAGCUGCGGUCAGUUUGAACACAGAGACGCCGGCCGACGCUCCACAAAGGGUCGCCGCUCAUCGCUGAACCUCCAGAUGAUGGGAGGAGAGCAGACGUGUGUGAAGGACGACGGGUUUCUGAGCGCGGCUGAAGAGGCCGUGUGGACGUCCACCAUGAGACUGUCAGAGGAUGAAGCUCAGCCUGUGUUCAGACCGUCGUCUCUGCUGACCUUCAGUGACCAGCCGUCAGAGCAGGAGCCGUGUGUGUCAGGGCCCGUCAGAGAGCUGUCCUUAUGGGAGUGGAGACACUGGCAGAACAGGCCGCUCCACACACACAGCGUGGGACAUUCGGAGCGCUGCCUCCAUUUCACCUCCAUCAUGGAGCUGAUUGACAGACUGAGGCAGGAGGAGCAGGGCGACUGUAGUUUUGAGUCUGAGCUCAUGCUGCAUCUGCAGAAAGAGGAUGUUGAUGACAGCAGAACAACAAAACCAAACACUGACAAAAUCCCUCGAAAGAAGAGGCCAAAGUCCAACACGGCUCCUCGUUCUGAUCGCUGCUGGGAUGAAGCCCCUGAAGAUCAGCGACGAGAGAACGACACGACGUCUGUGACGCUGAUCCAGAGCACAGAGAACCGGCUCGACGAGGAUGAGCGAGUCGACAGUGUCCUGUUCACAGAUGACGGCGUCCAUCCAGAGUCUGAUCUACCAUCACAACAAGAGUGUCUGGAGUGUUUGCUAGAUCCCUGCGUUCAGCAGGACGAGAGCUCGGAUCUACAGCACAUGUUCUAUCAGUCCGAGCAGAACGUCAGUCCUAAACGCUGCCGUCACAAUCUGACAACCAGAGCUUUUCAGAUGAUCCUCGCCAAUGUCAAAGAGCUCCUGUCCAGAUCUCCACCGCAGGGCUUUGAUUUCAGUCUGCCUGACCUCAGUGUUCCCCCAGAUGAGCCGUUUUCUGAGGCGUUUCAGGUGACGUUCAGCCUGGCGCCAGUUAACGGAGAGCGUGAGGAGUGUGACGCUCUUUCACCAGGCUGGGACGAGCUGUUCGACGAUGACGACAAAGACUUCACGAAAGCCGAGGAGCAACAAGAAGAGCAGGUGAGCCUGGACGAGAGCGUCGACCUGUUUGGAGACGACGAGGCUUUCCUUCAGCUGAGCGUUCCUGAUGUUCGGACGCCAGACAAGAGCACCGGACCUGAUGGAAAGCAGCAGACUCCUGUCGACGUGUCAGGAAACAGAUCGAACAGCGCAGGAUCUGAUCAGGCGUUCAACUGCUCGCAGGACUUCUUCUCUGUGAACUUUGACCUCGGGUUUGAGUCUGAGGAGGAGGAAUGUGUCAACACGGGAGCAGGAAACAUCACUGUAUCUGCUCUGAAAGCGUCUCCUGCAGUCUCAUCCACACGGCCUCAUCCAGUCGAAGGAAACGGGAGAUCUGACCGAUCGCCGCUCGUCUCAGAUCAAUGGAGUCCGGUGCCGAGACCCAGCGCUUCCACGCCCAACCAUGUGUUCCUGCCGCCAGCCGGACGAAGAGCAGAAGACCAGACGCGACCGUCAGCGCGCAGAUCCUUCCAGAAGACUCUGUCUCAGAGAUCAAAGAUGUUUCAGCAGCGUCUCUCCUGUGCAGGCGUGUUGAGCAGCGACAGCGAGGGCGAGACUCCUCUCAGGACUCCAGCUCAUAAAGUCAAUCCUGUGUUUUCUCCAGAGCAGUCAAAGAUCUGCAGUGACGUGGAGUCUCCCGUUCAAGCGCGCAGGAAACGCAUGGCUGCAUUAAACACGUCGGAGGAGAGUGAUGCUGAUUUUCAGGACGUCACCCUUCAUCAGCCCAGAGAUGUGAAGCCCCGUCACGUCAGGAAGCCUCAAAAGGUUGUCCGUCGCCAAGGGUGUCAGUUCCUGGACGAGGAGGCCGAGCUCUCUGAAGAUGAAGAUGUUUCAUCAGAUGAAGAAGAUGGAGAUGAACAGAAUCAUUCGCUGCAGGGGUUUGUGGUGAACGCGACCCAGUGCUCUCAGGGUCUGAACGACUCUGAGAUGCAGGCGGUCUAUCUGAAGUCGGUCAGGAGUCCAGCGGUGCAGAACCGGGUCCGAAUGACGUAUAAACUAAAACAUAACAUGGAUAUCUUCUCACAGGUGCCAGAACAGGACGAGACGUACGCGGAGGACAGCUUUGUGGUUGAUGGCAGUGAAGAUGAGGAGGAGAGUGACGAUGAUGAAGAGCCUGUGGAGCUGAUCGCUGAAGACUCGUAUGUCGACGGGCGGAAACAGUACGCCACGCGCCGCAGGGUUCGGAUACGAGCGACGAACCCCACUGGAAGAGUUCAUCCAGAGAGAAACAAACGCACCAGGAUCAUCCGCAUACAGGACUCCAGUGAGGAAGAGGAGGAAUGUGACGGACGAGACUCUGUGUUUAAAGUCCCGCAGUGUCUGCAGAGCGUCCCCCGACGGCCAGAGCGAGACGACAUGAAGCGGCAGAGACUCAGUGAUGAGGCCGCGCUGUCAGAAGAGCUCGACUUCCAUCCGGAGAAACCGGUGGCCGUGUCGAUCCGGAGUCCGUCGGCCGCAGACGCUCCUCUGAGAGUGUUAGUGGACGGCCGCUGCAUCAGCGGAGGGUCAGAGGUCGUGUCCUGUCUGCGGCUGCGACACGGCGUCCAGGUUCACGUGUGUUCGCUGGUCAGCGCAGACUUCAUCGUGAGCAACCGCAUGGCCGUGGAGUGGCAGAGCGAGUCGGAGGUCGCCAGCGUUCAGAACCGCAAACGGCUGCAGGAGCGAAUCCAGCGGCUGCAGGCGUCGUACGAGCGUGUGUGUCUGAUCAUCCAGAGCGACCGCACCAAACCUGGUGAGGCGGUGCGAGCGUUUCAGCGCAGCCGCUAUUAUGACGGGACGCUGGCGGCGCUGGUGAAGGCGGGCGUUCGGCUCCUGGUCAGCAAAGGUCCGGAGGAAACCGCCGCGCUACUGAGCGAACUGACGCAGGUGGAGAGAAGGAAAGGUCAGGCCAUCGACGUACCCCUGGAGGUCAAAGGUCACCGGCAGCAGGCUCUUCAGUUCUGCUUGACACUGCCGCACGUGAGCUACAUCAGUGCGCUGAACAUGUGCCAUCACUACAGCUCCGUCGGUCACAUGAUCAGCAGUUCAGUGGAGGAGCUGCAGGCGUCUGCGCGUGUGAGCCGCUCCAGAGCCGAGGACAUUUACCGCUGUCUGCGCUACAGCUGCUGCUAACUAACUUAUUCUCAGCACUUUAAUGCAUUAUGAAAUAUGGAUUCAUGAUGUCACACAGACGGUGGAAUAAUCAGGAUUAUAUCUUCUGUUUAUGUGAUGUCAGUAUGUGUGUUUUCUGUUAAGGAAAGUUCUGUACAGAUCAGAUUAUGAAUGUUGCCAUUAUGGUAAUGAAGUAUUUAUGUUUACAGGUGAAUUGAGCAGAUGCCAUUUUGAGAAAUAAAAGAGCUCCAUCUUUUUAAUAA